Penicillium verhagenii is the source of this 633-nucleotide messenger RNA. RefSeq lists its product as uncharacterized. The record is from RefSeq and is a predicted model, not a curated record. Bases 1 to 633 code for a protein of 210 amino acids. The transcript has 3 exons. Lineage: Eukaryota; Fungi; Ascomycota; Eurotiomycetes; Eurotiales; Aspergillaceae.
AUGGGCUUAACGAGCAACGAAAGGCGCGCUCAGCGAAGGAAAGAAUGCCGUGAGGCUCUGGUAGCCCACAUCUACGAACGACUGGGCCUAAUGGUUCCCCCUGGCAGGGUUCGCCUACAGCCUUCCAUUCAAGACGGCUAUGUAUGGUCUGCAUCGGCAUCUAAGCAGCACCUACUGACCAGAAAUUUGGCGAGCGGCACAGUCGGCUUUUAUCAGGAUAUCAUGGAUGGGCUGGGUCAAUCGAUCGAAGCUGUAGCACCAGAGAUUAUCCGGACAGUCGGUCAGAACCAUCAUACCGAUUCGGCGACAGAGUUCAAGAUCUCCAAUACUGAGUCUGAAUCGUUCACAGUGACCAUACGGCGAUUGGAAGAUGAAAACCGGAGAUUGACCGUUGAACUGGAACAUUCCCAGCUUUGCUCCGAGGAACUUGUGAAAAGAAAUCAAGAGGGGCAAGUCAGGCUGGACGCUUUUGAAGAGGAGGUCAAGGAUUGUCGGUCCUCAAUCAGCCAACUAAAAGAAGACUUGCAUCAGGCAAGGGGCAGCAUCCUUGAAGCCGUGAAGAUCCUGCAGGGCUGCCUGUCCAUCGAGAAAGAUGUCUUUCCGCGAGCGGAGGCAAAGAUUGACGUAGCUUAG